Messenger RNA from Eremomyces bilateralis CBS 781.70, 1386 nucleotides. RefSeq lists its product as uncharacterized. The annotation marks the transcript as partial. NCBI's taxonomy places the organism in Eukaryota, Fungi, Ascomycota, Dothideomycetes, Eremomycetales, Eremomycetaceae. Gene Ontology annotation, cellular component: nucleus. The transcript has 2 exons. The record is from RefSeq and is a predicted model, not a curated record.
GUUCUGGAAAUCUUGUCCUAUGCACCGUCCAAAGCCCUACAUGGAGAACGCAUCUACAUCCGCGUCCGAACCGGUUACGACCUGUACUCUCCCCGCCGCACGGCUCUCACCAUCAUGUUUGCAACUCGUCGUUGUGACACCGCCAUCACAAAGAAUGGCUCAGACGGUGUCUACUAUGACUACACACUUUCGACGGACAUCCCGUCCUUCGACACGACGGGGUGGUAUGAAGGCCAGAUGCCUCUGUACUUGAGCGUGGAAGACGAAGGCGGCCAGAGCGUGCGGGUCGUCGAGGUGGGCGACUUUACCUACCUCGAUGCGUCGGCACUCCCUCACCAUUCCUCUCAUGAGGCCAUCGCACGAAAACGAAAGGUCUCCCCGGAACCGGAAGGGUACAGAAGUUCACCCCAUCAUUUGAAACGCGUGGCAAGCCAACAACAAUUGAGUAGAACUUCUCGCGAUCUUGGAGCGGCUUAUCGACCGCUGUCUCAAUCUCCGUACGCUCGCCCGGCGGUCCCAUCUUAUAGUAUGUCUGCGGCUCACUCCGGGGAUCGAGUACCACCUCCCUAUUCUCGACGCGCCGUUUCCUACCACUACCCCCCAUCAGCAGGCCCCGUUUCGCAUGGAGCGCAGGCACCAUCCCCAUCAUACAGUCCAUACUCGACGGCCAGUCGUCCAAGUCAAAGCCCUGCCUUGGCCGUGGUACCUCCCGCUCCUUCUGGUCCAGCGUUGACGCCAGCGUCACUCGGGUCGAAUCCGCCACUGGUACGGACCACGACUCUACAACCGCCCUCCGCUCCGGUUGGACUGGUGCAUCCAGGAUUCAACCCCUAUGCCAUCUACCCGAACGCUCGUGCAAUGCUCAAGAUCGAUGGUGAUCUGGACUCCAUGACCCAGAACUGGAACCGAGCUGAACUCGACGCCCGGCGACGAUUGGUGCAGUUCACCCGUUCUCAGGCCGGGAGCACCAUCAUAACUUUAUUCCGACCGGUCUCACCCGAGGAACGUGCGCCGAAUUCCAUCUGCAUCAGCUGCAUUUUGUGGGAAGAGAGACAGGAGUACUUCGUCACCAGCGUGGACACCAUCUACUUGUUGGAGUCGCUUGUCGCCGUGCGCUUCACCGUCGAGGAAAAAAACCGCAUCCGACGCAACUUGGAGGGCUUCCGACCACUGACAGUUGCCAAAUCCAAAGCUGACAGCGAAGACUUUUUCAAGUUGAUCAUGGGCUUUCCCAAUCCCAAACCCCGCAAUAUUGAGAAGGAUGUGAAGGUGUUUCCGUGGAAGAUUCUUGAACAGGCACUGAAGAAAAUCAUCAGCAAAUAUUCUGCGAGCUACUCCUCCACGGCGGGUGCGUUGCCAUCGGUUGGACCGAACAGUUACGUCGGU